CUGUUUGGCAAAAUCAUUGAGGAUGACGAUGUUCAAAGGCUUCUUUUGACAUGCUCGUCCUGCAGAAUACCCAAAGGAAAGAACACGGAGUUUCUUAUGAACAAUAGUUCAGUGGACAGUAUAACUUUUGAUAAUGAAACGGGAAAAUGUACUCAUUUGCAUGGAGAAUGUAUCUCAAGUAAAUGCCACUGCAGUCCAACUGGAAAUACCUUUGUUCGUAUUUUUUUACUGGAGAGAUCGUUCAAAACUGCUACAUAUUUUUCGUGCAACAUGAGAUUUGAAGACAAAGUAAAAUCAGAAGUAUUCUCUAAGGUGACAACUGUGCAUUUCAACGGAAAAGAAUUUAAAGAUAAAGGUACCCGCACAGUUACAACAAAAUUAUCUGAUGACCACAAUAAUCCAAACGACAAAGACGGAAAUACAGGGGAAGUAUUGGUAGCUGUAAUCAGUGCUUUAACAGUUGUGGCUUUCAUACUGGUCGUAGGAAUAUGGUCGCAUAGGAAACAAAGACACAAAGGAAGAAAGCGUGCAUUGAAAAAAAACACUGAUGAGGAAACUGCAUUUACUGGUAAAGUUAUGUUAAACAGAUUAACAUUAAUAAUCCGAAAUUGA
Mytilus californianus (California mussel) is the source of this 612-nucleotide messenger RNA. RefSeq lists its product as uncharacterized. The coding region runs from base 97 to 612 and encodes 171 amino acids. The transcript has 4 exons. The record is from RefSeq and is a predicted model, not a curated record. Lineage: Eukaryota; Metazoa; Mollusca; Bivalvia; Mytilida; Mytilidae.